Molecule: messenger RNA, 636 nt
Organism: Olea europaea var. sylvestris
Lineage: Eukaryota; Viridiplantae; Streptophyta; Magnoliopsida; Lamiales; Oleaceae
Product: non-specific lipid-transfer protein 1-like
Exons: 2
Coding region: 86-442 (118 amino acids)
Biological process (GO): lipid transport
Cellular component (GO): membrane
Molecular function (GO): lipid binding
Source: RefSeq, a predicted model, not a curated record
GAAUUCUUCCUCCCACACUCGGGCAGUCCUCUAUAUACAAAUCAAAUUGUUCCCAAGUGCCUAGUAUUUUCUAUUAUCUUCUGCAAUGGCUUCAUCUGGAACUGUGAAGGCAAUGUGCUUGGUCCUGAUAACCGUGGCCCUGGUGGCACCACUGGCCGAGGCAGCAGUCCCGUGCGGCACAGUGGUGAGUAGCCUGAAACCCUGCCUCCCAUAUGUGAUGGGUGGCAAGACGGUGUCGGCUCCCUGCUGCGGCGGAGUUAAGUAUCUCUACGGUGCAGCCAAAACCAAACCUGACCGCCAAUCGGUCUGUUCCUGCUUGAAAUCUUUGGUUGGAUCUUACAAGACUAUUGACUAUGGAAAGGCCGCUGGCCUCCCUGGAAAAUGUGGUGUCAAUGUCCCGUACAAGAUCUCCCCUUCCACUGAUUGCUCAAAGGUGCAGUAGCUUCAUCAGUGAGCAGAAAUCAUAUAUAUGGUUAUGAACUAUAUGAAUAAAUAAAGAGCGUUCUUGUAUUCUGCAGAAUGUAGAGAAAACCUGGCGUUUUCUUUGAACUGUACUGUCUGUAAUCCAUUUAUGAGUAUGUUACGUUAUUCUGAAUAAAUCUCAAUGAAGACCUAAUAAAUUUCAUUUUGUGCAAA